Messenger RNA from Dibothriocephalus latus, 543 nucleotides. The record is from the annotation of a GenBank genome assembly. NCBI's taxonomy places the organism in Eukaryota, Metazoa, Platyhelminthes, Cestoda, Diphyllobothriidea, Diphyllobothriidae.
AUGAAUCCAAACACUAUCGGAUGGAACUUUAGUCUCCCUAGCCAGGCAGAGCAACCCGUGCCUCCGCCUGCUGACCCUCAUGUGAUCAAUGCUGGGCCAGCCUGGGGGGGAUACCAAGUUCCUGGUGCACCACCCUAUCACGCGACCUCGUCCUCCAGCUCUGUCAGACCUCCAUCCAUUGGCUUCGUCCUUACUCCCCCCAACAGUGAGGCUGAUGCGCCAUCUGCACCACCGAGCGACUAUCCCGCGCUGGUCAACUCGAGACUUGGUCACGUGUCUCUCAAUCGCGCCAAUUCAGACGUUAUUUGGAGUCCCUCUUCGCGAGUACCGGAUCAGGGACCGCGAAAUCCACUUACCCCAAAACAAAUUUUGAUUAACAGUUUCUCUGACAUGGCUGAACAACAAAAAGCGAAACAGCUUCAGCAGACUGUUGAGGAAAGCAGCACGGACCACGGUGUUUCAAUUUCCCGCAGUUUGUCCUUGCCCCACCGCGAGCUAUCCUCCUGUACGUCUACUUAUUUCGUUCUUUUGUCUAAUUGCUAG